CUUCAAGAUCAACACACAGAGCAUGGCGUGUUUUGAACGUGCAUCGCCAGCAUUGAAGGAGAUCCUGCUCAGAUUAUACCGAGAUGAACGGACCAUUGAUGUCGACCAUCACCUUCAUGAAUUUGGGUCCGUUGAAUAUUACAUUCAGUCCACGGUGUCAGAUCCUGAUCGUACCUACUUAUCAAUAUCAACUCCAAUUCUGUCUCAAGCAUUCUUGAUCUCAACUCGGCUAUCACGUUACACUAUGGAGAAGGUAAAGGCAAUUAGUGCUGAUGUUCUGGAGAUCAUGGAACCUCCAAAAGAAGGAUAUCAGCUGACUUUACGACUCAAUUUUGCUAGAAUGCCGCAUGAGUCGAUUAAAACGAUCACAGACAUAGCUGCUGUGCAAGGUGUAAUUCUGAGUUCUCAGCUGGAAGAAAUGCUGAUGAAUGUGAAUUCACAAGAUGUGGCUCAAGGGAUGUACAAACCAAUCAAACUUGUUUAUCACCCAAGAGAGCCGUUUUAUGUCAUAAAACAGCCCCAAAAAAUCACGGCAGUAUUCCCGAUGCGCUUUAAGGAGAAAACGGAUGUGAUUAUAGCUACAGCUUUCUUCCAGGAACUCAUGGAUGUUGCAAAUUCAAAAGCAUGUGCUAAGGCACCCCAUUGCAUCUGGUCCCCUAUUCCACCUCCUGAGCUAAGAGGAGAAGCAAUUGAAGACUUGAGCACAAAUGGAGGGUUUGUUUCUUUUGAUAUUACUUCACGCCACAUUGAAGGCAAAAGGCUAGAUAAGACUGUGUGGAACCUUCUGAACUUUUACGCAUUUGUCAAAAAUCAUGUAAAGAGUACUCGAGGAUUUAUACAAAGAAGGAUGAGAACAUGUCUGAAGAGCCUAGUUGAGGUCUUACAGAAAACAGGCCUUCAAGAUGACCAACAGAUUAAAAAGGUGAAAGGAUACAAACGCAUGAAAAAGUUGGUAAAUUUCUCAAAAUCCAAAAUAUUCAGAUAUAGAAGCGAUUUCACCAGCAAACUUAAGAGGAUUCGUUCGAGAUUAAAAAUCCAUGGGUUCGGCCAUUUUCGUCGAAAAUGGUUGUCAUUCCCCAACUUCUCCUCCAAGACAAAGUAUAGAAAGCUGGAAAAAGAUACUUCUCCUCAACAUAAUUAAUGGAUUCUGCUUAUGGUCAGAGUUUCUUCACAAGGGACAAAAAUAUCCUUGAGUCAGGAUAGUUGGUACAAUCCAGCACGUAAAACACCUCUGUAUUUGUCACCUUCUCAAAUGUUGGCAAUACAUAUAGAUACCGGUAUACUAUGUACAAAUAUUAAAGCACAAUAAAUGAGUUGGUCAGGAGUUGUUUUAUACUUCUUUCACAUUUUAAAUCCAUAUUUCCAUAUUA
Messenger RNA from Nicotiana attenuata, 1370 nucleotides. Its product is annotated as actin-related protein 2/3 complex subunit 2B. Gene Ontology annotation, cellular component: Arp2/3 protein complex; actin cytoskeleton. The record is from RefSeq and is a predicted model, not a curated record. The coding region runs from base 23 to 1141 and encodes 372 amino acids. NCBI's taxonomy places the organism in Eukaryota, Viridiplantae, Streptophyta, Magnoliopsida, Solanales, Solanaceae. The transcript has 10 exons. Gene Ontology annotation, molecular function: actin filament binding; structural constituent of cytoskeleton. Gene Ontology annotation, biological process: actin filament polymerization; Arp2/3 complex-mediated actin nucleation.